GUGACGUCACGCCCCGGGCGGAGUGACCCUCUGGGUCUUUUCGCGGGUUUCCACACUCAGGUUAGAGGAGAGCUGUGUGCUUGGAGGAGGUGCGAACAUGGCGCAGAUGAGAGUCACCGAUUUCUUCGGGCAGCGAAAGCGAGCUGCGGCGGCGGGGCCUCUGGAGACGAAGCGGAGGAAGGUCCAGUCUGUGCAGGAUGGAGCUCCCCGCACCGUAACCCGCAGCAACAAGUUAGAGGAGUUGUUGCGGCCGCCCAGCACCCCGGAGCGGUCUACGCAAGCCGAACCUCCUGCCUCUGUAGUGCCCGGCAGCAAGAAGCGGAGCCGACAGGCCUCAGACCCGGAGGUCACCCGCCCGGAGGUGCAGGGCAAGAGGUCAGCGCGGAAGAAGCUGAAGCUACCGGAAGAGAAGCCCCAGUGUUUGAGCCCAUGCUCCAAAGUGCAAGUCCAGUGUGAGACUUCUCCAUCUCUGGGACAGAAGAUAAAGGACUUUGUCAAUGUGACACUUUCUCCAAAAAGUAGUGUACUGCAGACUGGCCCAGCAGAGGUGCAGGUUCCAUCCAAGGAGAAUCUUGAAUUACAAUCUCGUCUGCAGAGGAUACAGGAGCUGAGUCAGAAGCUAAAAGUUCCUGCUGCCCCCGUCGAAAGUAAAGUUACGAUCACAGACUUGAAAGCAAGGCUCAAAAAAGCUCAAGAACUUGAGUCUAAGAUCAGAGGGAAGAAAACUGUAGAAAAACAGAAGGCUGAGCAGGUAGAGGAGCCAAACAGGGAAAGUGAGAAGGCUCCAGCCUAUGAGCGGUUUCACACACUUGCCCAAGAUGUUCCACCAGGGCUCUCGCUGCCAUUUAGGUACAAAGUGCUUUCAGAAAUGUUCCGCAGCAUGGACACCAUUGUUGGAAUGCUGUUCAACCGCUCAGAGACAAUCACCUUUUCAAAAGUGAAGCAAGGAGUCCAGGACAUGAUGCGCAAGCAGUUUGAGGAACGUAAUGUUGGACAGAUUAAGACUGUCUACCCUACAGCCUACAGAUUCAGACAGGAGAAGAAUAUUCCCACAUUCAAGGAUGGAGUGAAGAAGACAGAUUAUCAUCUUACUGUGGAGCCAAUUGUCCCAGAAGAGGAUAAGCUUGAUGGUCGCCUUCAGCUCACAGCAAGUCGCCUACUGGAACGCAGGAAGCUAUUCCACAGAAGCCUUACCAGUAUUGUGAAGCAACACCACAAAUCUUUUCUGGCGACUUUGACUCCACCGAUGGUGGUGCCUGAUGAUCGGCUAACUCGCUGGCACCCAAGGUUUAAUGUAGAUGAGGUUCCAGACAUAGCGGCAGCAGAACUUCCACAACCACCACAAGUAGACAAGCUGUCCACCGCACAGGAGGUAUUGACUAAAGCAAGAGGCUUGAUGACUCCUAAGAUGGAAAAGGCUCUUGCAAAUUUGGCUUUAAGAACUGCAGAGACUAAUACUGAAGACAAAAAGCCUGGUCCUUCAGAAGAGUCUAAACCUGCCCCGGCUGCAUCCAGUGCCCUAAAAGGAGUAUCCCAAUCCCUACUGGAAAGGAUUCGUGCUAAGGAAGCACAGAAGCUUCAAGCCAUGAUGACCCGCAAACCCCAGCAUGAGGAGCAUCUCCUCAUGAUGUCCAGGCUGCCAGAGCUUGCCCGUAUUCUUCGAAAUGUCUUUGUUUCAGAGAAGAAGCCAGCCCUGACUGUGGAAGUUGUGUGCGACAGAGUAAUCUCCAGUUGCCGAUCAUCAAUGUCUCCAGGAGAGAUGGAGAAGCAUCUGUCAUUACUGGUGGAUCUGCUUCCAGACUGGCUCACAGUUCACCCCGUCAGAAAGGACACUUACUACAAAUUAAACAAGACUAUGGACUUGAAUCUUAUUUUGGAAAGACUGGCAAAGAAAAUGAAGGAAGAGGAGUCGCGCUGACAUGCUAGUUUUAGAUAUUAGGCAAGGUUUUCUUUUUGAGACUUUGUUUAUAGGUUUUUACAAGGAUGCAGUCCUUUUUUAAAUCAAUCGCUUUCCAGUUUGUGUGUGAAACCAUGUUCUGGUGUCUAGACUUCUGGCAUCUUGGUGCUGCUAGUUUUGUGUAAAAUUGCAUUGAAGGGAAUAUUACAGGAAAAUGUAAAAUAAACCUGGAUUUUUUUUUUUACAACAUCAAAAGUUUCACAUGGCAGUGCUGUCAAAAGGACUUAUGACUUUUUUUUGACCAGCCAUGCAACAAUUAGUUUUACGUUGUGUUAAACAGUUUGGCAGGACCUAGGCAGUUUACUAACACUUACACCUAGCCACAGGCGUGAAUGUUGGCAAAAAAUGAAUCCGGUCAGGGGCUGUAGUAUCUUUUGACAGGUGCAUGGACUGCCAUAAUAUUUGGUUAAUUAGGUGAAGAUGAGACUGGUGUAAAAAGCCGGUCUUAAUAAAUGACCCAGUGUUUUUGUUUUUUUAUAUUUACUUUUUAAAAGGCUUUGUCAGGUCAGCAACUGUAGGCACUCCAGCUGUUGUGAAACUACAACUCCUACCAUGCACAGUUACUCAGCUGUUCUCAGAAAUUAGAAUGGUGUGUGCUGGGAGUUGUAGUUUCACAAUAGCAGGUAUGGUGGAGGCAGCGGUCUGCAUUUUCCCCUAGGGCUCAUGCACAUGACUGUAUGCCCUCAGACGUACAGUCCGUGAGUGGGCCAUAUGUCCUGAAGCGGCAUU
This is a messenger RNA of Bufo bufo (common toad), 2686 nucleotides long. RefSeq names its product chromatin licensing and DNA replication factor 1 (gene CDT1). The transcript is spliced from 10 exons. Gene Ontology annotation, biological process: regulation of DNA-templated DNA replication initiation; DNA replication preinitiation complex assembly; DNA replication checkpoint signaling. Lineage: Eukaryota; Metazoa; Chordata; Amphibia; Anura; Bufonidae. Gene Ontology annotation, molecular function: DNA binding; DNA polymerase binding. The coding region runs from base 98 to 1918 and encodes 606 amino acids. Gene Ontology annotation, cellular component: nucleus. The record is from RefSeq and is a predicted model, not a curated record.